AUGGAGAGAUCAAGAGCUGUGCUCCUCACUCUAAUGUGUGUUUUGAUCUCCAGCAUCUCUGGAAUAGUUGUGGAGAUGAGAGUCAAACCAGGAGACGAUGUGACCGUCUACUGUGACUGUGCUCGGCAAAGUGGAUUUAAAAUAGUAUGGGUGAUAAAACCCUUACAUGAGCAUCAACCUCCUCUCCCCUUUCAUUUAACUGAAGACUCGACACUUCCACAUUACUCUCAUGUUUGGAACAAGUCCAAGUUGACAUACGAUCUGCUGGUGAAGAACAUCACUGGAUCAGAACUUGGCUUGUACUACUGCGCUCUACAUGAGACCAAGUUUUCUAGAAAUAAGAAUGGAGAUGGAUUAAUAGAAGAUCUUUAUCAUGAUUGCAACAGAACCACUUUCCUCUCUUUCCAGGACACAACGGUUCCUUGUGCCAAUCUCUCCGAAACCCCCUCCACCCCUCCUGUAUCAGACUGUAGUGUCUGCUGGAAGCUGCUGGUCAGUGUGUGUCCUGUGUGUGUUCUCCUCUCCUCAGUGGUCUCCUCCAUCUGUGUGUACUGCAUGUGCACCACCAGAGCUAAAGCUGAUCAUGAAGCAGACCAGCAAAGGAAUAUCAGCAUGAGAAAACAUGAUGAGGUUGGAAAUGAUGUUUGCUAUGCUUCAUUGGACGUCCCGAGUGGUCAUAAGAAACGGCUGAAGACGAGGACAGUUGAAAGCUCUGAUUUCAGCACAUAUUCUCAGGUUAAAAUUUGAGAAAAUGUAGAACUUCUGAGGCGUACGCUGGACGAUCAGGAGGUCCAAGAAUGAAGGUACCUCAGUCAUGAAGUUUGGAGCUGACUUAGUUUGAAUAGAGUGAGAUGAGCGAGUUGAUUGUUUUGAAUUUGUCUAGAUAAAGUCAGUUCUUGAUGAUCUAUCUACUUUACUGAAUGUGAUUGAUUUGAUUACAUCCCAAGUUUGAUGGCUUAUUGGCUUCCUCAGUGAUUUCUUUCUUUGUUGUGUUCCUCUGUCUUUUCGUUCAGUUAGUAGCUUUUUAACGAUUUAAUGUUCUUGAUUUUUAUAAAACUAACCAUCGUAACUGUUGAGCGAUAGCCAUGUCUUUCCAGAGUAUUACAAAUGUAUUUCAAACAAAGACAAAUUGCUUUAUUUUUGGACUUUUUGUCUU
Molecule: messenger RNA, 1156 nt
Organism: Pygocentrus nattereri (red-bellied piranha)
Lineage: Eukaryota; Metazoa; Chordata; Actinopteri; Characiformes; Serrasalmidae
Exons: 5
Coding region: 1-747 (248 amino acids)
Source: RefSeq, a predicted model, not a curated record